Jaminaea rosea is the source of this 3987-nucleotide messenger RNA. Its product is annotated as Pkinase-domain-containing protein. Gene Ontology annotation, molecular function: hydrolase activity; ATP binding; calcium/calmodulin-dependent protein kinase activity. Bases 1 to 3987 code for a protein of 1328 amino acids. The transcript has 4 exons. The record is from RefSeq and is a predicted model, not a curated record. Lineage: Eukaryota; Fungi; Basidiomycota; Exobasidiomycetes; Microstromatales. Gene Ontology annotation, biological process: cellular response to oxidative stress; protein phosphorylation.
AUGAGCCGAGUUCACUACACUGACUCCAAUCUAGACUCUCCAAGAUCCAACAACAACGCAGCUACUAGAAGAGUCGAAGGAGUCUGGGAGUCAGAGAAGGUCGAAGCACCAGAACGACAUCGAUCUCGCGACAGGAGAUCGCCCUCGCCUCCUGCCUACGACCGCUCUCACCGUUCCGUACCUCGAGACGAAUCAGACGACGAAGCUGUAGCUGCAGCCGCAGAUCUCGAACCUAAAGGAUCUAGAGGGCUUGGCCAGUUUCUGAGACGGAGGACGAGCAACCGCGUAAGAGGUCAACGUAGGGAGCGUGUCAGAAUGGUCGGGCAGCAAUUGCAAGAUCAUCUUCACCACGCCUUUCGAGGCUGGUUCAAAGAAACCGAGAGCGAUGGCACUCCCGUCUUGCCCGGCCCAUUGUCUAAGAAGUACAACGUCUUGUCGACCGUCCUAGGCCAAGGAUCUUUCGCCGUCGUCAAGGAAGUUGUAGAGAAAGCCACGGGCGAGCAUAGGGCGCUCAAGAUCAUCGCCAAGAGACCUUUGAAGGAGAACAGCGAGAACAUGCUCAAAGAGGAGAUCAAGAUCCUUGAACGAGUCGAGCAUCCCAACAUCAUCAAGAUGUGGGACCUUUACGAGACAAAGGAAGGCGUAUUCAUCGUCACCGACCUCUGUCGCGGCGGCGAGCUCUUUGAUCGCCUCGUCGAGAAGGUGCACUAUAACGAGCUCGACGCACGCCACAUCGUCAAGCAGAUCUUCGAAGGCGUCGAUUAUCUGCACAAGCACGACGUCAUCCACCGCGACCUCAAGCCGGAGAAUAUCUUGCUCAGAGACAAGGGAGACCCGAGCGACAUCGCCAUCUCUGACUUUGGCCUGUCGCGCUUCAUCCCCGAGGAGGGCUUGCUCAUGACCGCGUGCGGAUCGCCUCAAUAUGUCUCGCCUGAGGUGUUACUCGGCAAAGGCUAUGGCUCAGCAGUCGAUAUCUGGUCCAGCGGCGUCAUCGCCUACUGCCUCUUGGCUGGCUACACGCCCUUCUAUGGCGAGGACCAGCCUACCCUCUUCCAGGAGAUCGUCAAGAUGAAAGUCGUCUUCGAGCCCGAGUACUGGAGUGACAUCAGCGAUACGGCAAAGGACUUCAUCCGAAAAUGCCUCUGUCCCGCCGAGAAGCGCAUGACCGCCAAGCAAGCCCUCGCCCACCCGUGGCUACGCGAACUGCCGCCGCUCAACGUCAAAGACGAGCAUCGAGGCGCCUGCCUGAAGGAGAACGCUCUAAAGGGGCUCACGGCGCGCCAGAAGGUCGCAAAGGCCGUCACUGCCAUUGAAGCGGUCCACUAUCUUCAGCGCCUCCACGACCUGCGCACUGAGCACUCUGCCGACGAGACGUCGACUGACCACCUGUCCAGGCUACUUCGAGCUGCGACGCACCUACACCUCUCAUCGACGGAGCAGGAGCUGGCAAAUGACGAGGUGCGACAAGACGAUCUGGCUGCAGCAUCGCAGGCAACGAUCAAGACCGGCGGCGCGAGUGGUAGCACGCAAGGUAUGGAGGAGGAGGAGCGCAACCGCCAGAAGGCGGCGACGAAGGACGACUCGGCCAUGUCCAUCGACCUCGUCGUCAUGCCUGAAUUUGGUGGCGGUCCCAGACGAGGCGGGCGACGCAACUUUGCUCGUGCAGAGGACGUACCUCGCCGUGGUAUGCCCGGUACGGAGGCCAUUGCGCAAGGCAUCGAGACGAGCGGCGGUGGAGCUCAUCAGCCGCCUGUCGGGUCAACCGCGCCUCACUCGCGCGUCUCACGUAGCGCCAGCACCAGCUCAGAGACGACGGCACGACCUUCUAGCCCUGGUGCCGAAUCGGCCAGCUCAGAUGCUACCACACGCCCAGCAGGUGCAGCAGGCGCCGCGGCCGGUUCAGCGUCUCGCAAGCAGCGCAGCGGCGGUGGAGGUUUCCACUCUGCCCUCACCACGAUGCUUGACCAAUACCGCGGCCAGAAUAUUCCGCAAUCAGCGCGCACCGACACCACGGUUGCACCAAAAGAGCGCGAGCCGAUGACAAUCGCCAAAGCCUGGCAGUAUCUGCCCAUGCUGGUAAGUCAGGGCAUCACCAUCGGCUCGGCCGUUGCCUCGCAUGCAAUCUACGGACCGCCAAAGAAGUCUUGGGGAAUAGAGAUGUCCGUCUUCACGCGUCUGCUCCGCGAGACGGCCAGCUACACGCAAUUUGCUACCGUCGAUGGUAUGCAGCGCUUCUUUGAGCUUGCGUCUUUCCUGCCCGUGCCGAAGGAUGGACUCAUUACACCGGUGACUUUCAGGGUGAAGAAACGCAACCUGAAGGGUUUUCUCAAGGACGUAGACGCUGAGGAGGAUGGCAGCAGAGAGCUGACCGGAGAGUGGGUCGUGGGAAAGCAGACUUGGAGGCGAUUGCAGGCUGAGUGGCGUGGUGGCAAGGCAAAGGGGACAGAGAGGGUCAUUUUGUACAUCCAUGGAGGGGCGUACUUUGUCAUGUCGGCUGUGACGCAUAGGCCCGUGACCAUCUCGCUGUCCAAGUACACCGAGUGCCGCGUCUUCGCCAUCAACUAUCGCCUUGCUCCCGGCUGCAAGUUCCCUGGUCCACUUCACGACUGCGUUGCCGCCUGGUUCCGGCUGACAGACGACCUCGGCAUCCCCGCCAGCAACAUCGUCCUCGGAGCAGACUCGGCAGGCGGUGGGCUCGCCACGGCCCUCAUGUACUACCUGCGCGACAACGGCUACCCUUUGCCCUCCGGCGCGAUCCUCUUCAGUCCAUGGGUUGACCUCACCAUGUCAUGCGACAGCUGGGACACCAACUCGGCCUACGACUACCUCGUCGUACCCGGGUCGCACGACCACAUGAAUCCAGUGCGGGCCUAUUUGGGGGACAAUCUCGACAAGUACAUCACGCACCCCUACGCCUCCCCGCUCUUUGGAGACAUGCGUGGCCUGCCCCCGCUACUCAUUCAAUGCGGCGACGCUGAAUGUCUCCGCGACGAGGUCACCCUGCUAGCGCACAAGGCUUCUCUUGCAGGCGUAGCGGUCCGUCACGAGCUCUACGAGGACUGCGUGCACGUCUUCCAGGCCUUCCUAUUCCUCGAUGCCUCGCGCAAGGCGCUGCAGAGCUGUCGUCACUUUGUGCGAACCGCUCUUGAUAAGCGAUUGGUGGGCGGGCGUGCCCCUGCUGAAGUUGGCAAGGAUGCGCGCGGCAGGAUGGAUCAGGAGAUGAGAGAAAAUAUGGGCAACACGCAAGGGGAGAAGGUCGAGCCUCGCACUGGAGUCAGGAGGGGAGAUUGGAAAGAGGGAAAGCCUGAGAGUGACACAGAGGUAGACACGCCCUCUGGCGGCGGCGGCGGCUCUGCAGUCAAAAGCGGCAAGGAAGGGACAGCCAGCAAGAAAGUCCCUGGCAGUCGUGGAGACGACGACUCGGAUGAGGACUGGGAGCUUCAUCGCCGUGGCUCUUCAGAAGGGGAUCGUCGCCGCUCUUCAAAGGUGGCGGCAGCUGUUCAACCAGGCAAAGCAGUCGGUGCCGCGCUCGGUGUGGGCGACUCUGCCGUGACAGAGAUGGAGAAUGACGACGUUGCAACGGACAAGAGGCGCGAGGCAGCCGACGCCGCGGCUGGCUCAACACGCGUUGGGCAAGCUGCUGAAGGAGCAUCACCCUCGCAGCCCAUGCGACGCAAGAGUCACGAUGCCGCCUCUUCCUCUACGUCGGCCCCUCUGCUCCCGCUCAGCAUUUCCCUCGAAGAGGCGCAACAACGUGCUCAAGCAGGAAUGCGCGCCCAAGAGUCAUCAGGCGCGCCAGCUCUCGCCCGGUUCCAUGAUCCUGCUGCUGGUGGGAACUCAUUUAGGCCCAAGAUGAGGAGGUUGAAGAGUAACGCUGCCAUUCAGGAUCUCAUGGAUCAGUACGAACGACAGCAGGCCGAGCUUCAUACCAGGGUGUUCACGCCUACCGGGGCUGGGCAAGGAGGAGGGGGAAGCGGUUCGUCGUAG